AUGAUGCCUUCACGAUCAUCUCCAAAUCACAAUUGGUUACCCAACUAUAGUCGACACAUGGCUGAAAAUGUGUCCAAUGGAGUCACCAAUGAAGACAUGGCGUUCAAUUUGCUACAAACACAGUUGGAGGUGUCGCUUGUGAGGGAAGAGAUUGCAAACGACCUUCGUGAACUACGACGCAACAUCACUAGAGACUUGGACGCCCUAAAUCAUGAAGUCGAUGAUAUUAGGGCAGGUCAACUCGAUCUAUCUAACAUGGUUGCGGAUUUAAAGAUGCAUUUGUGUUCAAGUGCAACAAAGUGA
Messenger RNA from Lactuca virosa, 303 nucleotides. The record is from the annotation of a GenBank genome assembly. Lineage: Eukaryota; Viridiplantae; Streptophyta; Magnoliopsida; Asterales; Asteraceae.